GAGAUUCUGUUUCUUUGCUCACGUGUUUUGUAAAUAGAGACGUUCGGAACGUGUGGAAAGAAACCUUGCAAUGUUUUUUUCUUUUUUUGUGUGACUGAUAGCUGGUUAAAACUAAUUGCAUGGACAGAUUUUUGUCUGUUGGCAAAAGGACUCUAAAUUAAUAUACGUCAUGCAAUUUGAUGAAAAAUUCUGCGUAACUAUAUUGAUUUGAUUGACUUGAUAACAGUAAGGAUCGACAUCUAAAAACGAUGCCUGUUGUUUGGUGGAAAGACGGUGGUGUCGCUUAGCUCAAAUUUAACGAUACAAACCAUAUGACGCGAUAUGAAACAUUUAUGUGCAUUUGUUUGCAUCAUAGAACUGUACGUUUGUGUUUGUAUGUGUCUGAGGUGGGGAGGAGUCACACUGAAUUAAGACGUCAUGCAGUAGGCCGACGUGUAAAGAUUUAGCAUACUUACACCGGUAAGAUGGGAAAAAAACGCCAGUGAAGUGAAGUGAAGUGAAGUGAAACGAAUUUUCUACGGCAAAAAUCGUUCACUUUAUUGAUCAAAACAGUAUGGCCGCAGGUGAAGGAUAUAAUGACAAGUUUCAAACGAAACUCAAUAAGAAAUGGCAACAGAAAGCAAAAGAUGAGUUACAUGAAGAUGACAAAGAACUAGACGGAGCAGUUCAGUCACUGCGGGAAUGGGCUCUACAACAACAAUGGCUCAACACACCCACAGACACAGAGUAUCUCAUACGCUUUUUGAGGGUUCGGAAGUACUCUCAGCUGGCUGCCAGAAGCACACUGGAGCACUAUUGGACUGCAAGAACAAAAUACAAAGACUGGUACAAUUCCGGAGUCAGUAGUGACAACCCUGUUAUUUUGGACUUGCUCAAGUCUGGAUUUUAUUUAUUUACACCUGGAGAAGACAGUGAGGGUAGAAGAUUAAUCAUUGAAAGACCAGGAGCUUUAAGGGUUGAAGAAGUACUAAAGAAAUAUGGAACAGUGGACGUAAUUUUUCAAGCAGUAAUGUGUAUCUGGGAUGUACUGAAUAUGGAUGAACGAGUUCAAGUUAAUGGUUUCUUAUUGUUACAUGACGGCACUAUGUCAGACACUGAUACAGCAAAAUCAUACAACAUGUCCACUAUGAAAAGAUGCAUGCAUAUCUUUCAAAAAGCAUAUCCUACUCGAAUAAAAGGUCUACAUGUAUAUGGUUUACCUCUCAUGUUUGAUGCAUUACUGAGAUUUUGCAAGACGUUAUUCAGUGAUAAAAUUGCUAACAGACUUCAUGUUCAUGGCAAAAGCAUGGUUUCUGUGUAUAAAUAUAUAGAUCAAAGUUUACUGCCGAGAGAAUAUCUACCAGACUGUUAUAGUGGAGAAUGUGCAGGAACAAUUGCAGAGGUUGUAGAUAAUAUGGUACAGCACUUCACAAAACCAGAUGUCAUUGCACACAUACGUGAUCUGAACAGCGGAAAGUAUAGAAUAGAUCUCGAGUUAAAAGCCAAAUCUGAUGUACCAUCUGAAUCAUAUAGAAAACUCAACAUUGAUUGAUUUCACACAGUUUAUUACAUUUAAUUGUACAUUCUUGUUUUACCCUACUGAAUAGUUCAGCGCGCAUGUCUGUUUUUAAUAUAUUUUAUUUGUUUUGUCACACCUUGCCUAUCAGAGAUCUGAUUUUAAAAUUUUGUUUGAAAAAAUAAAGCGUUCCAAAAAUAGAAUGGAUUUGCUUAUGAACUUGAAACAAUUCAGGAACUAGCAUAAUGAAAGGGGUACG
Messenger RNA from Mercenaria mercenaria, 1754 nucleotides. Its product is annotated as alpha-tocopherol transfer protein-like. The transcript has 8 exons. The coding region runs from base 554 to 1531 and encodes 325 amino acids. Gene Ontology annotation, cellular component: membrane. Gene Ontology annotation, molecular function: phosphatidylinositol bisphosphate binding. The record is from RefSeq and is a predicted model, not a curated record. Lineage: Eukaryota; Metazoa; Mollusca; Bivalvia; Venerida; Veneridae.